UGUUAAUUGGGUUUAUGGGUUGUGUUUCGAGUUUUUUUUGGUUCUUGUUAUUAGUCUUGGUUAUUGGGCUAAUGGUUUGCUGGCAUAUUGUUGUCUUUUUUGGUAGUUUCUUGGUCAUGAGAAUUGGUUGAGUGCUGUUAGUUGUGUAAUCUUUAUUGAAUGUUUGGUAUGUCCAACUUCUGAUUUCUAAUGAUACCUCCUUCGCUUGCUUUCACACACAGAGCAGGUGUGUUUGUGGGUGUAAAUGUCCCUCUGUUUGUUGUGUUGUGUGUGCUGAAUACACUCAAUUGUGUGUGUUUCAAUGGUCUGAUGAAUUUCCAAUGAAACACAGAGCCCCACCAUCCCCCACCCCACACAGACAAGCAGCACAAGUACCUUUUUUUUUUUUGAGGGGGCCUUAAGGCUUCUUAGUUGGCCUUGUUGAUAUCUGGUUUAUUCUAGUCCCCAUUCAGAUCUUCAUGAUUGGUCAGCUUUUUAUUUUUAUUUUUUGCCUCCUAUACUUGCUUCACACUCAUGGUUCUGGUAUCUUCUUUGUGAUUGCCUCGGUGAGCUAUUCACAAACCAUGGAUGAUGAGUACGAAAAAUUUAUUAGAAGAAUGAAUCCACCCAGAGUUGUUAUUGAUACCGAAUCUUGCAAAAAUGCAACUGUUAUACAGGUGGACAGUGCUAACAAACAUGGCAUACUGCUGGAAGUUGUACAAGUGCUAACUGACCUUAAUCUGAUAAUUACCAAGGCUUAUAUAUGCUCUGAUGGAGGAUGGUUUAUGGAUGUCUUCAAGGUCACUGAUCAAGAUGGGAACAAGAUAACUGAUGAAGGGGUGCUAGAUUACAUUCAGAAGUCGCUUGGUCCAGAUUCUUGUUUUGCGUCGUCUAUGAGAAGAUCUGUUGGGGUUGUAUCAGCAAUGGACCACACCUCAAUUGAAUUAAUUGGAAGUGACAGACCAGGUCUACUUUCUGAAGUCAGUGCUGUCCUAACCCACCUAAAAUGCAAUGUGGUGAAUGCUGAGGUUUGGACCCACAACACCAGAGCUGCAGCUGUAAUGCAAGUAACUGAUAAAGAAACUGGGGCUGCAAUUACCGACCCUGAGAGGCUGGCUAUGAUCAAGCAGCUCCUCUGUAAUGUACUCAAAGGCAGCAACAAGUCCAGGGAGGCUAAGACUGUUGUUUCACAUGGCGUUACUCACACUGAGAGAAGGCUUCACCAGAUGAUGUUCGCUGACCGAGACUACGAACGUACCGGCCAUGAGACCUUAAAUGAAAGAGAAAGGCCUAAUGUCAAUGUUGUUAAUUGGUGCGAUAAAGACUACUCAGUAGUUACAAUCCGGUGCAAGGAUAGGCCCAAACUCCUCUUUGACAUAAUCUGUACGUUGACUGACAUGCAGUAUGUGGUUUUCCAUGGAAAUGUUGAUGCUGAAGGACCAGAAGCUCAUCAGGAGUAUUGUGUAAGACAUGUAGAUGGAUCCCCUGUGAAAUCAGACGCGGAGAGGCAAAGAGUAAUCCAAUGUCUUGAAGCAGCUAUUGAAAGAAGAGUGUCUGAGGGAUUGAAACUGGAAUUAUGCACUACAGACAGAGUUGGGCUUUUGUCUGAUGUCACUCGUAUCUUCCGUGAAAAUAGCCUUACUGUCACCAGAGCAGAAGUGUCAACUAGAGCAGGCAAAGCUUCUAAUACAUUCUAUGUUAGUGAUGCUUCUGGAUAUCCCAUUGAUGGAAAGAUUAUAGACUCUAUUCGGCAAACAAUAGGACAGACAAUACUCAGAGUAAAAGGUUGCCCAGAAGAGUUAAAUCAAACUCCACAAGAAUCUCCGACAAGGUUCCUCUUUGGUGGUCUCUUCAAGUCCAGAUCCUUUGUCAACUUCGGCUUGGUUAGAUCCUACUCUUGAACGCGUUAGUCCUUAGCGCUUCUGAUGUAUAUUCCUCAACUUAGAUAUCUACGUUAGGUUUUCAUCCAAAGUCAGCACCACAUACAGCUUGUUCUUGAGGUUGAAAAAGAAAGUUAGAGAUUGAGGUUAGUCUUUAGUGCCUGUAAAUAUUGUCCAGUUACUUCCCUUACCUAUGUAUUUAUUCAUGCAUCCAAUAUAACGUUGGAUUGAUGAAUGUUGUGAUGGAAUUUUAAUCAUGCAAUUGGCAACAAAGAUUGAGUCAAGAAUGAGCAA
Coffea arabica (coffee) is the source of this 2153-nucleotide messenger RNA. Lineage: Eukaryota; Viridiplantae; Streptophyta; Magnoliopsida; Gentianales; Rubiaceae. The record is from RefSeq and is a predicted model, not a curated record.